AGCCUCAUUGCCUCGCCACCUUGCCUCGUAGUGGGUCAAGGGAGCGAGGUAGGGGGUCAGUUAUGGGAGAAAUCAGAAAAGAGAGAAAAAUGAGAUGACGAGAGAGAUCCCAAAUGACAUUUUGACCCUAAUUGAACAAAAUCGCACACUUAUAAAUAACUAAAUCCAACCCUCACAAGCAACCACGUAAAAAUUUUCCCUUCUAUUUUCUCCCGAACCAAACAUCCUCUCCCCAUUUCUUUUCCCAGAGACCCAGACGGCGGAAACCUCUGGAUAUGGCGAAUCCCUCUCAAACUUCCGUUAGGUUACUACACUUUGCCGUGUGCUUCGUCGUCAUUUGCCAGGCUAUGGCGCUUUACUCCAUCGGCGUUAACUACGGUACCGUCGCCGACAACCUGCCGCCACCAGCCCAAGUCGCCGCCUUCAUCAAAGACCAAACCUCCGUCGACAGAGUCAAGAUCUUCGACACGAGCCCCGACAUUCUCCGCGCAUUCGCUAACUCCGGCAUAGCGAUCACCAUAACCGCCGGCAACGGCGACAUCCCAGCCCUCGCCAAGCUCCCCGCCGCCCAGUCCUGGGUUGCCAACAACGUCCUCCCCUUCUAUCCACAAACCAAAAUCCACCGCAUCGCCGUCGGCAACGAAGUCAUCGCCACCUCCGACAAAACCCUCAUCGCCCACCUCCUCCCUGCCAUGAGAGCCCUUUACUCCGCCCUGAAUCUAUCUGGGAUUACAGACAUUCAGGUAUCGACGCCUCACUCUCUGGGCAUUCUAUCAAUAUCGGACCCACCCAGCUCGGGUCGGUUCCGCCGCGGGUAUGAUCGGGCCAUAUUCGCCCCGAUUCUAGAAUUCCAUCUCCAAACGAAUACGCCCUUCAUGGUUUGCCCGUACCCGUUCUUCGGGUUUACCGAUAAGACUCUGGACUACGCUCUGUUCCUACCAAACGACGGCGUAUUCGACGAGGCCACAGGUUUGAACUACACGAACAUGUUCGAUGCCCAAUUGGACGCCGUUUACUCGGCGAUGAAGAGGGUUGGGUACGGCGACGUGGACAUCGUGGUGGCGGAGACCGGGUGGCCGUCCGCUGGGGACCCGAACCAGCCGGGCGUCAACCUGGAAAAUGCGGUGUCGUAUAACAGGAACCUAGUCAAGCACGUUAAUUCCGGCGCCGGCACUCCGUUGAUGCCAAACAAGACCUUCGAGACGUACAUCUUCUCCUUGUUCAACGAGAAUCAGAAGCCGUCGACGUCAGAGCGGAACUUCGGUCUGUUCCGACCGGAUUUGUCUCCGGUUUACGACGUGGGCAUUUUGCGCGAUGGCCAGAAAGGUGGCUCCACUCCAGUGAUGCCCACGGCUGAGGCUCCGUCGGAUUCGGGCAAGAAGUGGUGUGUAGCGAAGGAGGAAGCCGCCGACGAAGCCUUGCAGGCGAACCUAGACUUCGUGUGCGGCUCCGGCGUCGACUGCGCCCCAGUACAGAACGAUGGCCCAUGCUUCGAACCCAACACCGUCCGAUCCCAUGCAUCAUUCGCCAUGAACUCUUAUUAUCAGAUCAACGGCCGGAACGACUUCGACUGUGAUUUCCUCAACACCGGCUUCAUUACCCUAUCCAACCCCAGUUACCAAGAAUGCAAGUAUGCAGACUGAAAGAGAAGUGCAGCGGCAGGUGGUGGCGAGUGGCUUAUCGAUCUCUUUCUCCGCCCGGAAUUAGUGUCAUUUUGUAGCUGCUCACUAGAACAAGCUGAUGCUCUAUAUAUUUAUGACGACAUAUGUGGAUAAUCUAAAGCACCCAUAUAUAUAUAUAUAUAUAUAAAUCUGAAGCUUUGUAUGGGAUUAUGCUUUAAGAAGCUUCUUCUGUUGCAAUGAAUUUUCAUUGCAGCUUAAAUUCGCA
Molecule: messenger RNA, 1887 nt
Organism: Diospyros lotus (date-plum)
Lineage: Eukaryota; Viridiplantae; Streptophyta; Magnoliopsida; Ericales; Ebenaceae
Product: glucan endo-1,3-beta-glucosidase
Exons: 3
Coding region: 276-1643 (455 amino acids)
Biological process (GO): carbohydrate metabolic process
Cellular component (GO): plasma membrane
Molecular function (GO): hydrolase activity, hydrolyzing O-glycosyl compounds
Source: RefSeq, a predicted model, not a curated record